GCAUGUUAUCAACUUUUACAGGUGGACUAGACCUACAUUUAUUAGUAUUAGAUUAUAAUUAUCUAGUAAUAUAGAUCUAGAAUCUAGGAUAGUUCAGACUGACCAGAUAAAAAAAAAGAAAAUUACUUCAUCAUGCCGAGAUCACAGCCUUCUAUGUCUGAAGAAGAAAGGAGACAGUUGAUAGAAAAAUUGAACUCAGAUCUUGAAGAUUUUGUUGCUGAGAGGUCAAUAGCUGCUAGGAAUAAGAAAAAAACUGAGCCUGAAGAUACAAGAACUAUUGAUGAAAUAGCUGAGGAACUAAAAAAUCAUCCAGCCUUUAUGACUGAAAUAGACUGGAGCAAACCUUUGCCUCCUGAAAUUGAAGGGUUAAUGCAGCUUAAAUAUGAAUCAGAAAAUCCAACAGCCCGUGCUGAUAGUUACAGAGAUGAUGGAAAUGAACAGUUUAAACUGAAGAAAUACAAAAUAGCUAUUGCCAACUACACAGAAGGAAUAACUUGUAGAUGUCCAGAUGCUGAGUUGAACGCUAUUUUAUAUGCAAACAGAGCUGCUGCCCAGUUUUAUUUAGGUAACUUUAGAUCUGCAUUCAAUGAUUGUAUUUUUGCUCGCAAGUUUAAAGCUGACCAUAUGAAAGCCAUUGUUAGAGGGGCACAUUGUUGCUACAAAAUGAGCAAGUAUACCGAUGCCAUCAGAUGGUGUGAUGCUGCUCUCAUGAUAGAUCCUGAAAAUAAGGAGAUAUUAGAGCUGAGAGUAAAAAGUGAGCAAGGAAAGAAAGCUGUUGAAAGAGAUGAAAGAAAGCAAGCUGCACAGGAGCGCAAGGAAGAAGCUGAAGAGAAAAAACUACUUCAAAUUAUAUUGAUGCGAGGUAUUCAAGUGGCUAGCAUGAAGGUUUCCAAAGACGUCAAGUUUGACCCGCUGCUUCUGACAGCAUUAGAGUCCCACAACCCAACUGGGGCUAAAGUUCAUGUUGAUGGAGAAGGAAAACUUCACUGGCCUGUCAUUUUCUUUUAUCCGGAGUAUGCUGAGACAGACUUCAUACAUGACUUCAAUGAGGAACACUGCUUCUAUGACCAUUUGGCUCACAUGUUUGGUCCAGAGGUAGAGCCACCAUCUUGGGAUGAGGAACAUAAGUAUACAGCUGAUACUAUAGAGAUUUAUUUUGAGCACAAAGAAGACGAGAAACUCUACAAAGUUGACCCUCAUUCUAGUCUUUUACAAGCUUUACAGCAUCAAAAGUACCUAGUUUAUGCUGGGACUCCAGGAUUUAUUCUCUGUGUUCGAGACUCUAGAUUUCAGAAAGAAUUAUUGAACAGAUAUAAACUUUGACAUUUACAUACAAUUAAACAUUUAUUAAAUGUAACAA
Messenger RNA from Biomphalaria glabrata, 1360 nucleotides. Its product is annotated as tetratricopeptide repeat protein 4-like. The record is from RefSeq and is a predicted model, not a curated record. Lineage: Eukaryota; Metazoa; Mollusca; Gastropoda; Planorbidae. The transcript is spliced from 12 exons. The coding region runs from base 133 to 1323 and encodes 396 amino acids. Gene Ontology annotation, molecular function: Hsp90 protein binding.